AUGUCUAAGAAGUAUGACAGAGAGACAAAGACUCGAGACAUCAAAAAGGCCCUUGCACAUAGGGCAAACCUGAGGAGAAGUUAUUUCAAAUUGGUGAAUCAAGAGAAAACACAAUCUGAAGAACCAAAGCCAUUCAAACCGCUCACAUAUCAAGACAGAAUCAAAAUAAAACAGGAACGCAAGGAGCGUAGCAGAUUACAAAAGAUAGAGAGGACAAGGCAAAAGUUACAACAAAUGAAAGAGAAGGAGAAACAAAGAGAGCAAAAAACAAAGAGCCUAAAGAAUGCGAAGACAAGAACAGGACAACCUCUGAUGGCUCCUAGAAUUAAUGAUCUUCUGGACAAAAUCAAAAAGGAGGUUAAAAACUAG
Molecule: messenger RNA, 369 nt
Organism: Ogataea parapolymorpha DL-1
Lineage: Eukaryota; Fungi; Ascomycota; Pichiomycetes; Pichiales; Pichiaceae
Exons: 2
Coding region: 1-369 (122 amino acids)
Source: RefSeq, a predicted model, not a curated record